GGCCAAUUUCUGAAACGUCAUCAGUAGCGACGGAAACUGUCUCUUGUUGUAAGAAGCGCCCUUUUUGUUUUUCUUCUAUUUUAAACCAUUUUGAGUCGUCCUUUUCUAAAGCAACGAUACCAAUACACUAACCACGAUUCGGAGUAGCUAAGGAAGAAGACAGGCAACAUGCUUUCAUUUUUUUCUUCAGUCUGAUUCCUCGUAAAGGAUUUGAGGAGACCGCUUGUUUGGACGUGGGCAGAUAGGCAGUCUUUUUUCGGACCAGACUGAUCAUCAUCUGAGAAGACGAGCCCUGGUGCCAUCAUGGAUUUUGAUGCACUCUACAACAACAUUUUUCUGAAAGUUGGCAAGAGUAAUAAUAAUAAAAGAUUGAACAAAAUUUACUGUAAGCCGUGCAGAGUGCUCUGCCGUGGACAGAUGGUCUAUAUGAAGCACUGCAAUACCUUUGGACAUUUAGAGACCAUGAAGACCCUUUCCACUCAAGGUGCCCUCCUGUACAUUCUGAAGUACAAAGCUAAAACCCCAGUGCUUGGCCUGCAGAAUGUUGUCGUGUUUUCCUGCAUUAAUCACCCAGUCGCCUCCCUGAUAUAUUACUGCCGCUUGUGUAAUUUUGUAGAAAAGAAUAAAUUUGACGACCAUAUGAGAAGCUGUCAUCACCAGUACCUAUAUAUAAAAACUGAUUGUCCAGAAAUGAUAACAUUUGAAUGUGAUAACUUAUCAGACCAACAAGUUUCCACCAAAAUCCGUGAGGCAGCACAGUCUAUUGAGGAUAAAUACGGUAUUGGCGAAUUACAGGAGCUGAAGGUGUCGUUUGACAAGUUCAGCAGGCUUUUGGAAGGAAGUGCAGAUGUUGCUGAAGAGAUUUUUCUGGAAGAAAUGGAAGCAAAAAAUAAAGAAAUAAGUUCCCAAGCUGAAUCUACUGUCGACGCAAAGAGUGCAGAUCUUCAGCUUGCAAAAAAACAAAGAUAUAAAAAAUAUAAAAAAACUAAAUUCAAACCUAAUAAACCUGAAGACUGUCAUUUGCCAUUGGCUGCCAACAGCGUGCCAGAACCAACGGAUCACCUCAACAGUCAGUACAUGCUGAAUUAUGAAAUGGGAAGACGUUCUGAAAAGCAGGACGUGAUCCCCGAAUGGGGAGACAUUGUAAAACGGCAAAGGAUCACUGCACAGGUCUCAACUGGUGUGUCGUCAGUAAAUAGUCCUUGCCAGCCUGUGAGUAAUCCUCUCUAUUUUCAGUAUGCAGCAGACUUUGGAAAAAUGAGGGGGGGAAAGACUGUAGAAAGAGGAAGAUAUAAACACGCGGGUGGAUUCAAUUCUAAACAGCAAAGAAGGUUUGGAAGACAAAUGCCCUCAAAGAAAUAUGCAGAAGAAGCGAGCUGGUAUGCUGCUGCUGCUAUGGCUCAAAAUGGGAGGACGUUGAGUGAUGCCACCCAAGGUCGAAACUACAUUGGUGAUCCUAGUCCUGGAGUCCAGUUGAGCUCCUGGGGUACCGCGGCGAGCAGAAGUUAUGCUGCCGGAUUUCCACCCUACAUGUUUACUUCCAUCGCUUCAACUGGUGUGCUGCAGAAUUAUCGAGAAAGCCAGGAGUCAGGAUAUCAAGUGACAAGUCAUCCUUUAGCAAUGACGUCAACGCCUGAAGACAGCAAGUUCAGGACUGCAGAGGCUGAAAGAAGCAGCUCCUCAAAAGCAAAACCCGACAAACUUCCUCCACUGGAUUAUUUAACUCUUUUCAAGAAUAUGGUAGACAAGGCAUCUAAAAAACAAGAGAUGAAAGCCGCAGCCGUCACACAGAGUGCUCACAAGGAGGAAGAGACCCAGGAAACUGACACUCCUUCAAAUUCCUCCGCUGACUACUUCAUGCCUGAGCCCGAGCCUCCGCAGACUUCCAGUUCAAGUGGUUAUGUCCGAGUCAGACUGGGACCUGACCUGUCAAACACAGAUCGGAGUGACAACAAGUACAUUCCUUCGGCCUCUUCUGAGACAUUUGCCUCACUUCCCAGCUCCCAUCACAGCAGAGACACCGCAUAUUCAAGAGACUUUCAGUAUCCACCAACCAAAGCUCCUUUCUUGGAUAACAGGAAAGAAUUUCAGUGUGACUCUCAGACUCCAGAGACUUCCAGUUCAAGGGGUUAUGUGCGUGUCAGACUGGGUCCUGACCCCCCAAAGACAGGUGGCAGUGACCAGGCCAACAGCACAUUCUGCUCUUCCAAGAUGACAUCUUUUCUUCCCAGCUCUCAUCAGGACAGCAGACACACAUACUCAAGCAGUUCCUCGGGACCUUUGGCAGACCCAAGCCGUCAUUUGGAUCAGAUGAGUCAAUACAAGCCUGAGAUUCCUGAAUCUUCUGGUUCAAGAGGUUACAUGCGAUUCCAGUUGAAUCCUUAGCCCACAGGUGAGGAGGACCAGAUGAACGGCGAGAGAUCGUUGACGCUGCGCUGCUCUUCCAACAGUUGACGCUGGACCCGUCAUGUCAGCCCCUCGUGACCCUCCGUCACCUGACGCUGACAGCUUUAGGCCUUUGAGAUUUCGCUUGAGAGCCGCUGAAGUUCACCGUCGGGCUCACUUGGAUAAACGACGUGAAGACGUCUGAACGUCUCAAUCUGAACCUUACGUGACUCACGCUGGCCGUUUUGUUUGAGUGAGACGUGCAGAGACGACGCCAGCGUAAGUAGCUUUUGUUCCAGCGCCUUCACACCCAAAUGGAAUGAAUGAGAUUCUGUAAAAAGUUCAUUGGAUUUCACAUUUAAAGCAAAUAAAUAGUUGGAUCUUGAA
This is a messenger RNA of Erpetoichthys calabaricus (reedfish), 2772 nucleotides long. RefSeq lists its product as uncharacterized. The record is from RefSeq and is a predicted model, not a curated record. The coding region runs from base 304 to 2385 and encodes 693 amino acids. The transcript has 20 exons. Lineage: Eukaryota; Metazoa; Chordata; Cladistia; Polypteriformes; Polypteridae.